Messenger RNA from Pelodiscus sinensis (Chinese soft-shelled turtle), 675 nucleotides. The record is from RefSeq and is a predicted model, not a curated record. Lineage: Eukaryota; Metazoa; Chordata; Testudines; Trionychidae.
GGAGGAGGAAUAAGUCCCUCGAGACCAGUAGAUACAGGGUUGCUCAGGCAGGGGAGAGAGCACUGCCGGCCUUUGACCUGCGCGACCAGAGCUGCCUCCCACAGUGACCUUACCUGGGACCAGCUAGCUGGGUAGGCGGGGAAACCCAGCAGCCAGUUCAACCAAGGUCAGGGAGGACAGAGGCUCUCACACCUUUAUUUCAGCAUCUUCGCCAUCAUGGCAGCACCAGGAAGCAUGGCCAAUGGGGUGCUUGUGUUCAUACCCCCAAACAACACUGGUAUCCUCCAACAAGGCCAGGGGGUCUCUGGAGCCAUUUCCCAGACUUCUCAGAUGGUGCAAUACGGGCCUCAGCAGUUCAGAGUCAUGGACCCUGGGAACCAACCUCUUGGGUCAACAUAUUCCGGGAGUGCAGGUGACCAGGUUGCGCAUCUGAGGAAAGUGGGGAUGAUGGAGAGAUUCCUCAAAGCACAGCCCAAGACCCUGGGGGCCAUCCAGAUCCUGACUGGGCUGAUGCACAUUGGCUUUAGUGCUGUCUGUGCAAUUUUCAUCGGAUACUACAUUCCCAUCUCUUUUAUUGGAGGGUACCCCUUCUGGGGAGGAUUUUCCUUCAUCAUUUCUGGAUCCCUCUCGGUUGCAGCAGAGAAGCAUCACAAAUCCUGUCUGGUGAGUGUCUAG